ACCAAUAAACAUUCCUCCAAAUUUUCACAACUUUACAAAAAGAAAUGCACCAUUAACCAACGGAACCACAUUCUUUCUAUCAUGUUCAUCAAAUUCGAUGUAACAAACAUUUUUUUUUAAUUCUUUAUAUAAAGUUGUGACUUGUGAUUAAGGCUUGUGUCAAGUGUUUUCUUGAAGAUAAUGGCCAUGGUUACAAGGGUGGUUGCUGAAAAGCCUGUGGUUAUAUUCAGUAAAACUUCUUGUUGCAUGUGUCACACCAUUAAAACUUUGAUUAAUAGCUUUGGGUCAAAUCCUGUGGUUUAUGAGAUAGAUGAACAUCCUAAUGGGAAGCAACUCGAAGAUGAGCUGAAAGCACUAGGAUGUAAGCCAAGUGUACCAGUUGUGUUUAUAGGGCAACAACUGUUAGGUGGUUCAAAUGAGAUCAUGCCACUCCAUCUCAAAGGGAAACUAGCCCAUCUACUGAAAAGUUAAAGGUAAUUGCUAUAUGAAGUAACAGUGUCUUGUUUACAAUGUCAGAAACUAUUAUUUAUGGGGGGUGUUUUGGCAGAUGUUAGCCUAUAAAAUCCCUCUACUGUGUUCCUAAUUGCUAUAUGUAUCAAGAACAUUUAAAAAUGUAUCCAUGUCAAUUUCAUUUCAGGCCUUACAUAAUCUUUCAAUCAAUCGGUUUAAAAAAUGAACAACAGUGAUUAGAAAGCAUAAUAAUAAAGACAUACAACUGAGCAUUGGUAGCAAGAAUCAUCUACAGGCAGAAUAAAGGAUGAUGAGAGCUUACUAUUAUUCUUUGCAUCAGAAAAUAUGAACAAAUGAUAUGUCUUUAAUUGAUAUAAUCUUUCAAAAGAGGCCUAUUUCUUUCUAUGAUUGCAUUCCUCUUCCAAUUCUCUACUGCUUUUUUAACAGUAGAAUUGGCUUUUGCAAUCUCCUCAGCAGAAAACUUGUGCUCUAUAAUCCCUAAAGGUCCAGGUUGGAGUACUUUGACCACAGUCUCCAUCUCAUGCUCAACCUGCCU
Messenger RNA from Lactuca sativa (garden lettuce), 1006 nucleotides. RefSeq names its product monothiol glutaredoxin-S2. The record is from RefSeq and is a predicted model, not a curated record. NCBI's taxonomy places the organism in Eukaryota, Viridiplantae, Streptophyta, Magnoliopsida, Asterales, Asteraceae.